CCCUUCCUCACCCUUGUCAUUUGCCGAUUGAACCCCACAUCUGUGAUUUCUCAGCAGGCAAAGAUAAAGUCUAAUCAACUGAGCUGGGGUGGGGACACCGAUGACGACUACAAUGCAGCCACAGCCAUCGAUUCCUCAAGGCUUUGGAGGGGAUCGCCAAUUGAAGAAAGAUAUUCUUCUUGUCUGUCAAGCAGACCAUGACAAUGUUUUCACAGCCAUCGAUGAACUGGCGUCUCGUGAAGCAGAGUGGGAGCCCAUGCUUGGUGCAUUAUUGCCAGACGCCAACCGGCAUACGCGGCUGAGGCAGGAAGCCCAAGAGCUCUGCACGAGGUUUCCGAUUGGUUCGGAUCGGCCGCUCCUUUUUGGGGUGCUUGUUGGGGUGAAGGACAUUAUCCAUGUCGCGGGGAUGAAGACGCGAGCAGGCAGCAGACUCCCACCCGAACUGCUGGAAGGGGAAGAAGCGGAGGUGGUUGCGAAGCUGCGCGAGGCGGGCGCCCUGAUCCUGGGGAAAGUGCAGUGCACGGAAUUUGCGUUUUUCACCCCUGCAGCAACCCAAAAUCCUACUGCAGUUGGCCACACUCCUGGUGGUUCCAGCUCGGGGUCAGCGGCUGCAGUAGCAGCUGGUCUAUGCCGUCUUGCGCUCGGGACACAAACCACUGGGUCUAUUUCUCGCCCCGCAGCAUAUUGUGGCGUCGUUGGGUAUAAACCAUCUUACGGAAGAAUUCCUUUGACAGGUUCAGUCCCAGCCUGCAAACCCACAGAUCACAUGGGAUUCCUGGCUAGCGACAUGGAGAUCCUAGAAGCAGCAUGCGCAAGCUGCCUUAGCAAUUGGAAGCACGCGGUAGAAAGGGGUCACAAAAUUCCGGGAAACGGGGACGGAGGGACUGGCGUCCUCGCCGUCCUGCAAGAUGGAGAUGGUGAUCGCGAAAUGGGGGAAAGAUCAAAUGCAGAAGGGGCAGUUGUGGGCAAAAUGGCAGUGCCAGCACAGUGUGCGCCGAGUUACGGAAAGCGGAGGCUGUGUGUACCCUUAGGACCACUCAUGGAACUUUGUGAGGCUGAUGUGCUUGCAUCCUUCGAGGACACACUUCAACAAUUGAGCCAAUUGGGGUGGGUCAUUGUUCGUCUAACGGCAUUCGAUGAUUUAGACAUGAUCAGAGAAUCUCACCGCCGUCUCAUGCGGUUUGAGUUUCUGGAAACUCACGAAGCCUGGAUCACGGAGUUUGGACAUCUGUACAACCUGGAAUUGUUGUCGUUCAUACGGUCUGGUUCGGAGGUCACGGAAGCGGAAGCUAUAAGGGUAAGGGAGGCAUUCAAGGAACUGCGCCACCACAUUCGCGACUUCAUGUACGAGCACGACGUCCAUGCAUGGAUCACGCCAGGGGCCACAAGUGCGCCACCUGCUGGCCUUGGAUCUACUGGCAACCCCUUCAUGCCUGUGAUUUGGUCCGUGGCGGGCUUGCCGUCGGUCACUCUGCCAUCUGUGUUUCUCCCCAUGCCCGACUCCAUGGAGUGCAGCAAUUCAUCUUCAGCUGGAGUACUUCCCAUGGCAAUCACGUUGGCCGGGAGAUGGGGUGAAGACGAGGAGAUACUUCUGCUUGCUAAGGAGAUAGAGAAGGCUCUUGAUGUUCCCGCACCGAAGCGCAUGUCCUCCUGGCUCAGAAAGAUUGCCACAUGACAAUUCUUUUUUAGAAGCUGGCCCAAGGAAAAACUUUCCAGACAGAGCCUGAGGGUGAAUGCAUCGAACCUGCACAACAACCUGAUAAGCCUCUUUCACGAAGAAGGCCUACCCUUCACACAAAUGUUGCUCUCGCUCGUAACAUUCUCUUCUUGAUACGUUGAAUAAGCGAUACAUGAAGGAUGCAGUCGUAGUGCAGCGUUAUCUUCUACCGGGCUCGCAUUCCUUCGAUCUGUACAGCGUCAGCAUGCAAUGUAGUAGUUGUGUCGAAGCCCCCAUAUUUUAUCAAGGUAAUGUCGUAGUUGUGUCGAAGCGGCCAUAUUAUAUCAAGGUGGAUGCCUGAACCCCACCACAGAUCUCCAUUGGAGACAGUUCAACAGGAGCACCAGCAGUAGCAGUAGCAGUAGCAGUAGCACUAGCACUAGCAAUAGCAAUAGCAAUAGCAAUAGCACAAGCCAUAAUAGCUCCAGCAAUAACACUAGCAGUGGCACGAGUAGUAGCUGUCAUAGUUGUUGCUGUUUCCAUUAAGGAUAAGUUUUGCUUUAUGCUGGGACCUUUAGGGACCAGAUGUCUAGCUACAACUAUGUUCAUUGUUUCGGGAUGUCAUGGUAGUGAAUGGCAUCAAUACAACUACUAAUAAAAAUCACGAGUACCAUCCAGUACUAAUAUAUGACAAUAAAGAGAAUAGUAAAUA
This is a messenger RNA of Chara braunii, 2369 nucleotides long. The record is from the annotation of a GenBank genome assembly. Lineage: Eukaryota; Viridiplantae; Streptophyta; Charophyceae; Charales; Characeae.